This is a messenger RNA of Nanorana parkeri, 1291 nucleotides long. It is a transcript of the gene HIBCH, whose product is annotated as 3-hydroxyisobutyryl-CoA hydrolase. The coding region runs from base 96 to 1241 and encodes 381 amino acids. NCBI's taxonomy places the organism in Eukaryota, Metazoa, Chordata, Amphibia, Anura, Dicroglossidae. The record is from RefSeq and is a predicted model, not a curated record. Gene Ontology annotation, molecular function: 3-hydroxyisobutyryl-CoA hydrolase activity. Gene Ontology annotation, cellular component: mitochondrion. The transcript has 14 exons. Gene Ontology annotation, biological process: L-valine catabolic process.
CAGUUCGUCAUUGUGCUGCGACUUCCUGCAGUGCCUGCUGUCAAUGUCAGCCUGUGUAUAGAGCUCAGGAGCUGCAGGAACUCCAUUCAUCAGAAAUGCUGAGGUCCCGGCUCAGGUUGAUGUCCUUAAAAAGAUUACAAGUUAUUUCACAACAUUUGACCAUGUCCAGUCACUCUCCAUCAGAAGCAGAGGUCCUUCUAGCAAAGAGUGGAUGUGCAGGAGUAAUCACAAUGAACAGACCAAAGGCUUUGAAUGCCUUAAACCUUAACAUGGCCCGCAAUAUUUAUCAACAGCUUAAACUUUGGGAAGAAGACCCAGACACAUUUCUAGUGAUAAUUAAAGGCUCUGGAGGAAAAGCAUUUUGUGCUGGAGGUGACAUCAUUGCUGUUACUAAUGCUGGAAAGUCAGGAGACAGAUUUGCCCAAGACUUCUUCAGAGAAGAGUACACUCUAAACAAUGCUAUUGGAACAUACAAAAAACCCUAUGUCGCUAUCAUUGAUGGAAUAACAAUGGGAGGUGGUGUUGGUCUUUCUGUUCAUGGACAUUUUAGAGUGGCAUCUGAAAAGACUUUGUUUGCCAUGCCAGAAACUGCAAUAGGGCUAUUCCCUGAUGUUGGAGGAGGGUAUUUUUUACCCCGACUUCCGGGCAAACUUGGCUUAUAUAUUGCUCUCACUGGAUACAGGCUAAGGGGAAGAGAUGUGCAAAAAGCUGGCAUUGCUACUCACUUUGUUGAAUCAGAAAAGAUUUCAUCCCUUGAAAAAGACCUUACAUCUCUGAAGAGACCAUCCAAACAAAAUGUUGCUGAAGUGCUUGAUACCUACCAGGCAAAGAGUACAGCAGGAGAAGAGAAGCCCUUUAUUCUUGCCGAACACUUGGAAAAAAUAAACAGUCUGUUUGCAGCAAACAGUGUUGAAGAAAUAUUUGAGAAUUUGAAGAAAGAUGGUUCACCUUUUGCUCAACAGCAGCUGCAGACACUUUCUAAAAUGUCUCCAACAUCCCUAAAAAUGACAUUCAAACAGCUUAAAAAUGGCUCUUCCUUAACACUACAAGAGGUACUAACAAUGGAGUACAGACUAAGUCAAGCUUGUAUGAGGGGACAUGAUUUUUAUGAAGGUGUAAGAGCAGUUCUUAUUGAUAAAGACCAGAAUCCAAAGUGGAAGCCAGAGCGGCUGGAAGAUGUGACAAAUGAAUAUCUGGGCAGCUGUUUUGCAUCUCUUGGAAGCGAUGACCUAAAGCUGUAAUUGAAUCAGACAAUACGAUUCCACUGUUUUAAUAAAACAUUUCAAUAGUA